Dermacentor andersoni is the source of this 939-nucleotide messenger RNA. The record is from RefSeq and is a predicted model, not a curated record. Lineage: Eukaryota; Metazoa; Arthropoda; Arachnida; Ixodida; Ixodidae.
AUGAUGGGAGCCAGUGUGUUUAAGGUCAAUGAAGAUCACAAACCACACAAGCAUGGAGGCUUUCAACGUACUGGCAUACUCUACCGUUGCCAUAGAUCAAGGAUAGAACGUGUCAUCAAUAAACAGUCACUUUUCGGGACGGGGCAGGCGCUGGUGCUGGUGUGCUUCUACCUGAGUUACCUGUCGAAGCUGGAACAGGAGGCGGAGGCCACCCCUGUGCUGUCACCCGACCCGUCAAGCAACUCGGUUGUGGAUCCGCGCAACCCGUGGCGCUGGUUCCAGAUCAAAAGGCGCCCCGCGAGCAGCCGCCGUUCUCUCCACGUGCCCAGCGACGGUCGCCAGAGUCGACGCAGCGGUGCCGGGUCAUUCUCGCUCCUCGGGUGGCUAACUCCUAACCCCUGGCGAUCCGUUGUGACGUCGAGCGAGCCCACCCCCGGUCCCGGGCCUCCGCGCCCCGGCGGACGCGCCAAGACUCGAAGCCGCGCCGGUACUGGCGGUGCCUCAUCACUGGCCAGCGGGGUGACGCAACCAGACACGCUGUACGACCCGGCAGAGCUACGUAGCCCGAGCGGCCUCGAGGACCUGCACGAGCAGAGCGCCUACGCCAUGCGCGUGGUGCCCAACCUGAGGCGCGUCUCGUACAUCUGGCACCAGUCUUCGUCGAACGCUGAGAUUCCAGCGGCGAGCAUCUCUCGCCACCAGCGGCUCCCCUCCUCAUCCAGCUUCGAGGCGAUGCAGAUCGCAGAGCUCAGAGGUGGCUCGGGCCGGCCGCACAUGAGGCACUUCGGGGACACUGCCCGUUACGAUCCGCGCCGCUUGGUCCUUCCCACAGAACCCGACGUGGUCGCCGACGAAGGCCACGAUCUCGACUUCCCAGUUGAGCACCAGGCGGAGCACUGUAAGCGGUUACUUGUCUACACCGCUAUGCAGUCUUUGUAG